AUGAAAUUCUUCUUAUUACUAGCUCUAACACUUGUAAUUAUUUAAACAGAACAAAUUCCAGAAAUUGAUGGAAUAUUGUAACUCAGCCGUAGAAAUUUCUAAUAAGCAUUGGAUACACAUCCUAGAUUAUUGGUCAAAUUUUAUAUUGAUACUUGUGGAUAUUGGUAUUGAUUUUGAAUUGAACUUAAGUUAAAAAAUGAAGCCUGUCUUUAUUCAAUUAGCUUAAAGAUUGAAAGAAUAUGGAUUUGUAUUAGGAGAAGUAAAUGCAUAAGAAAGUAAAUCUUUGGCAGCAAAACAUAAUGCAAAUGCUUAUCCAACUUUGAAAUUGUUUAGAAAUGGAGAGUCUCAUGAUUUUAUAAAUUCUUCUGAUUCUUUAGAAAUGCUCUUUGAAUUUGCUUUAUAACAUGCUUAUGGACCAAUCACUAAAUUAUAUAAUCAAGAAGAGGUAAAAACAUAUAUUAAGAUUGAUUAGGUUGAUUUAUUUGUAAAAAGAUCAAAUAUAGCAUUACUUAAAUAUGUAAAUAAUUAGGAUGAUUUAUCAUCAUUAAGUUUGGAACAUGUACAAGUGAGAAUUGGUAUAAUAGAAAAUGAUGGAUUAAGAUAUGGUUAUCCUUAUAAAUACACAUUGAUUAAUAAGGAUAUUGAGAAACCAUUGCAUUAUGAUGGAGAAAUAAAUGGUUUGUCAGAAUUUAUUUCAAAAAAAGGUUAUCCAUUAGUAUUUUCAUUAAAUGAAGAAGAAUUUAUGAAAGCAGAAAGUGAUAAAAUUCCAUUGAUUGGAAUAGCAGGAUAAAAGAAUAGUGUUUUACAUAAAAGAUUUAAAUAUGUAGCAGAAUAAUAUUAAAAUACUACAAGAUUUGUAAUAAUAGAUCCAAAAAUGGAUUUGUGUAAUAGAAGAUUUGAAUAUUUAAUAAAAUAAAGUCCUGUGAUUUAGAAUACAAUUUAUUAUUACGAUUAUGAGUAUGAAUAAUAAUAUAAUAAUUUAGAACAUAGAAAACAACAACAACAACAUUUAGUGAUGAUUCAGUAGGAGCAUUAAAAAAGGUAGUAGAAUCUUUGAUAGAAGAAGUAACAAGACCUAAAAGAGAAGCAUAAAGAUUAGCAAGAUUAAUAAAAGGAGAUGGUUAAGUACAUAAAUUAACAACAGAGAAUUUUAAAGAAUAAGUAUUUGAUAAUCAUAGACAUGUAUUUGUUAAAUUUUAUGCUCCAUGGUGUGGUCAUUGUUAAACAUUAGCACCAACUUUUGAAAAAUUAGCAUAAGAAUUAUAGAGAGAUGAUUUAGUAAUUGCUGAAGUAGAUCAUACAGCAAAUUAAUUUGAUGAAAUUCCAAUAGAAGGAUAUCCUACUUUAUAUCUUUUUAAAUAAGAAGGUGAUAAUAAGACAAGAAAAGAAUAUUAAGGAGAUAGAUCAUUAGCAGGAAUGAAGGCAUUCUUAGAAAGAAAUAUAGGGAAAACUUAAAAUGAAGAAAUAAAGAUACAUGAAUAAAGCGAAAUUAAGAAUGAAGGAAUAGUAAUAGAAUUAACUAGUGAUAAUUUUGAUCAUAUUGUAUUGAAUAGUAAAUAAGAUGUAUUGGUUAAAUUCUUUGCUCCUUGGUGUGGACAUUGUAAAGCUAUGGCAGGAUCUUAUAAAGAAUUAGCUAAUAACUUAAAAGAUAAUAAUAAUAUACUUAUUGCUGAAAUGGAUUGGACAACUCAUUAAACAAGUACUGUUAAUAUUAAAGGAUUUCCAACAUUGAUAUUCUUCAAAAAAGGAUAAGAUAAACCACAAUAAAUAUAAUAUGAAUCUGCUAGAACAGUUGAAGCUUUAACUAAAUUUAUAGAUGAAAAUAGUAGCUUUGGAAAAAAGGAAGAGCUAUGA
Molecule: messenger RNA, 1854 nt
Organism: Paramecium sonneborni
Lineage: Eukaryota; Ciliophora; Oligohymenophorea; Peniculida; Parameciidae
Source: the annotation of a GenBank genome assembly